Molecule: messenger RNA, 2387 nt
Organism: Cynoglossus semilaevis (tongue sole)
Lineage: Eukaryota; Metazoa; Chordata; Actinopteri; Pleuronectiformes; Cynoglossidae
Product: RNA binding protein fox-1 homolog 3-like
Exons: 12
Coding region: 682-1770 (362 amino acids)
Biological process (GO): regulation of alternative mRNA splicing, via spliceosome; nervous system development
Cellular component (GO): nucleus; cytoplasm
Molecular function (GO): mRNA binding
Source: RefSeq, a predicted model, not a curated record
UUUUUCAUUGAUAGAUAUAAAUAAUUUUAUCAAUAAUAUAUAAUAUAUGUUUCUUCUGGCAAUUUUCUUUAUUAAUAUUCACUUAUGUCCAAAAAAUAUAGUCUAUAUAGCUGCUAAAGACUAGCAUUGUUCAGUAGAAAAACAGGGGGUUUUUCAACACACACAUCGAAACGUUACUAGCCACCAUCGAUGUUUCUAAUGUCACCCUGCAUCCCAUCAGUUUUUCGACUAUCCCCAUUUGAUGUCACCCUCCACCGGGGGGGGAUUUUCUCCGUUUUCUUCCCAUCAGAACAGACCCACCCAAAUGCUUGCUACCACAACUCCACCUCCACGGCCACUUUCACCCUCGGAGCCAUCCUCCGUCAUCGUCUUCCCCCCUCCACCUCCUCUCGAACAGAACCUCCCCUUAUCUGUGUGAACGCUCGUUCUUGGCUCGAUGUAAACAGAGUGUCGCCGCGGACAGUGACGUAAAGGUAGGGAGAGUGCUAUAGUAACACGGCUGGAACAUGGACUGCGCACUGCUGCUUCAAUAGAGACAAAAGAAGAAGAAGAAGAAGAAGCAUAGACGGGACAAACGCAGAAAAAUAAGGAGGUUGACAAACCGGGGAAGAUAGAGGAGAAGGGCAGAAACAAAAAAAGAAAAGAGAAAAAAAAAACACCCACAAGGAAUCUCCCUGCUCAAUGCGAAAAGCAUCUCGUCACCCCCCGCUAACGAGUUCUAUGGCCAACUCUGGCUGCCUGCUGCUCUCCGGCUCCAGGAUGCUCCCGCACUCGCUACAAUGUCCACCUGCCUUCCUUUACCUGCAAGAGGAUAAUCAAGAACCCGCCAACUCCCAAGAAGUGAUGACCCAGUCAUACCCAUCAGCCCAGUAUCUACCUUCACAUCUUCAAAAUAACAUGACCCCUGAAUUUGCCUCCCAGGAACACACGCUUUCAACCCAGGGCUAUACUGGACAGAGCCAAGCACCUGAGCACAACAUGACCUCUUACACGCCCACGCUCAUGCACAGCGACUCGGCCAGCACCACCUGCAGCACACCAGCAAUCAGUGCCAGCGCUACCAUCGUAUUGACAGAUGACGUAACACAAACAGAGGGGUCUCGAGAUCUCCUGCUCCAGCACUCGGACUCUUCAGAGAAGCAGCAACCCAAAAGAUUACACGUCUCCAACAUUCCCUUCCGCUUUCGGGAUCCAGACCUGAGGCAAAUGUUUGGGCAAUUCGGAAAGAUUUUAGACGUUGAGAUUAUCUUUAAUGAGCGAGGGUCCAAGGGCUUUGGGUUUGUAACUUUUGAAACAAGCACAGAUGCUGAUCAUGCACGAGAGAAAUUAAAUGGUACAAUCGUGGAGGGACGCAAAAUAGAGGUGAACAAUGCAACAGCACGAGUGAUGACGAACAAAAAAAUGGCCAGUGCUUACACAAACGGCUGGAAGCUGAACCCAGUGCUAGGAGCUGUCUAUGGCCCUGAACUCUAUGCCGUAACAGGGUUUGCCUAUCCUGCCACAGGAGCAGAAAUGGCUUUCAGGGGAGCGCACUUACAAGGUCGUGGGCGAUCUGGGUACAAUUCAUUCCGUAUGACUGCAACGCCACCUUUCCCAGCAUAUGGAGGGGUAGCUUAUCAAGAUGGCUUCUAUGGUACCGAAAUCUACGGUGGAUAUGCAGCUUACAGAUUUGCCCAACCUACUACUCCUGGUUACAGUGAUUGCUACGGCAGACUCUAUGCAACAGCGGACCCCUAUCACCACUCAACAUAUAGUGUUGGGACAAUGUAAAUACAAACAACAUGGAGGAACAGUGCUAACAUUAUGAUGGUUGGAGAUUGACUACAGACAGAAGAUCUAGCUUCAAGGGAAAAGCCAGAAAAGGAUGUGAAUGCGGUGUUCUGUAAAGGAAAGGUGAGGGGCGAGUUGGGAGACGCAGCAAGAGGAGCCGACCAUGGCAGGAAGCGCGAAAACCAGCCAAGAGCAUUUUUUAAAUAGGCCAGGUAUAAAAAUAAUGAAAUAACAAAGCAGGGACUGAAGCAUACAUUUACGUUGUUCUACUGUACUUCCUGUGGGUGAAGUCGAUGAUGGCUGGUAUUUUCCUCCUGCUUCUUUUAUUUUUCUGCUUUUUUUUUUAUUCUCUCCACCCACCUUGGAAGAAAAACUUUUUCUACCUCUUUUCUGGCCUUCUAAAGUGACUUUGAGUGUCCUCCCUCUUCCUAUAUGCUACAGUAAUAUUAUGUAACUUCCUCUAACCCAGUGGUUCUCAAACUGCAGUGGUACGUGAGCGCUCUCUUGUGGUACGUGAGGGAAAAAUUCAUAUUUUUACAUUUCCAUUUUCAAUUGAAUAAAUCUAAAACACACCAUGCACAAGUAAUAAACAACAUUUUAGGGAAAAAAAUGUGUAG